UUUCAACCGAAUCAAAAGGGAAAAAGUACCACUAUCCAACCUUCAGCUUAGCGUGUGGCUGAUACAGUAUUAAUAAGUUAAGAGACGUACGAAAAUCGAUGCCAAGAUUUGGACAUGUGCAAGACUCUUGGCCCCAACCUUCGUACCCAUGUACAUACCUACAUGGAUGUAAGGUAAGCUUCAUGUGCAAAGUACAUACUGUUUCUUUACACCUUCAUCUUCAAUAUUCGUAACCGCAAUCAAAUGCAAGCUCCAACGGUACACAUCUAAGCUCCUCGAGUUUCUCGCCCACAAUUCCAAAAUCGGCUCGAACGUACUAUAUACAUCGGUGAACAAUAGAAAUGUCCUCCGGCUCGCCCUUCUCGUUGCGCCCUUGGCCUAUAGGCGACAAGAAACCGAAGAACCUCGGCGAGUUCAUCUCACGUAUCAGUGCCCAAAGCGGUGGCUUUCGCAACGUUACGGAAGCUAAGCUGCGCGAGGAGAUUGCAGCUCAGGAGGAUGGUCGCGUUGAAGCCGAGGGAUCUUCAGAGGAGGAAGAGGACGAAGAUGUUGAGUGGAAGAGUGUUACGGCAGCGCGAGAGGAAUUCUUAAAGAACAUCGAAGUUGCGCACCAAUCCGCCAUGUUAAGUCUCGACUUCGUAUCCCUCCUCCUUACGAAACAAGACCCAAGAGCUUUGAGCACGUUGUCGCCAGAGCUGCGCGAACUAGUCGGCAUUGGUACUCUAGGAGCUUCCAAGUUAAACGAAUCCAAUAUCACCGAAGCGCGAAGGCAAGAUGAUCUAGCCGUCGCGACGGGAUGGAGGCUCAUGGGAGUCAACAAUAUGGUAGACUCGGUUGUGGCAGCUGCGGAGAAACUCGAGAAAGAAAUGCAGCUGGAAACCAAGUACUGGGCCGAUGUCUUGACUGUUAGCGAGGGCGGUUGGGCUGUUUGUGCCGCGCCUCAGGAGCCACAUACAUUGGGUGUCCGAUUUGGUUUCGCUGAAUCCGCGCCCGAGUUUAGAAACAGCAGCAUCGCCCCCUUCAGACGCAAUGAUGAUGGUACUGUCCGUCUAGGGUUGGGUCGUGUUGGUGGGGGUUCCCAGAGAGUCCGUCUCACCCUCAAGAAGAAUGGUAAAAUCGUGGAUCAAUCACCUUUGCCUGGACGAAUACCCGACGACGCGCCUCUACAGGAUCGAGUUCGUGAAGCCAGAAAUACGGCCUUUCACCAGGAGCUUUGGUAUGAGAUCAACAGGGAAGCUCGCACCUUACUCUCCUCGGAUGUUUACUCGGAUUCUUCGAGUAUCACUUGGAAGCAGGAUCCAGAAACAGAUCUUAUCUUUACCCUCGAAGACCUUGGCGAACCGGAUAACUCACAUGAAAGGAUAACAAACAUGCAGUGCUCAUGCACGGCACUCUACAUCUACAUACAGUUUCUCCUAUUCCAGGGACACCGGCAGAACUACCACCGGCGUACUACUAUGGCACAACUCCCACUUAAUCGCAUACAAUCGCCCUAUGUUAUCUUGCGCGCAGUAAUCGCAAAUACCGAGUACUUCAGGGACUGCAAGGCUAUGACAGAUUUCUUGGACGAUCUGGUAUUUACAUUAAAGCGGGCCGGUAUCUCUACCGCUUCGUGCAAGUCGACCACCCAGCCGCUCACCCCUAUACUCCUUCAAGGCAACCUAACUCGUCGCAAUGCUAAGACCGAGCUUAACUUUAUCAACUAUCUCGCCGGUCGUCUAGAGUCUGCUUUUGAGCUGGCCAUUACCCCGGAAGUCAGAAUAUUUGGACGGGCCCGUAUCAUGGUCGUCCCUUACAUCCAGAUGCACUUCAAUAUCUCUCUAACACCGUUUUCUCCCCAAAAUAGCACCGCAGAGAGCAACAAGGGCGCCACAUCUACGGAUCAGGGAGCAAAAAAUCCCCUGGAAGAUCUGUACCCACCUGCCGAUCUUAACCGCGAAGCGUAUCCGAACGCAAAAGACGCCAUCUAUUAUAUUCAGCAGGCUACCAUACGCGCUCUUACACAAAUCCUUGCAGUGACUGCUGGGGAGAAGCUGGGAAGGGACGAUAUAUAUUGGACCGAGACAGUGCAUGGUCCCGGCGUAGUUGACCGAGAUGAUAGCGAGGCGAGGGUCAACAUCAAGGAGGAUAGCGACGGACGUCUUAUCCUGAGCCUCGACGGGCGAUGGAAGGACGGCAAUCGAACGGCUAGGCUCGUGUGGACGUGGAGGGCAGACCGCGGCGAUGAGAAAGGAGACAGCAUUACCGAUGCCGUGCUCCGGGUUAUGCAGAGCUAUUUGCCGCAACAGGACGACGGAGCGGCUGAUUAGACAUCAGACGACAUCCCUGCCAGCGAGUGUUCUAUCGCGACCUCCACUACCCUAGUCAACUCCCCCGUCACGGAAUAGUGUCAUGCGGUGGAGUAAACUUGGCUGUGCUAUCAAAAACGAUUUCCUUUUUGAAGAGGCGUCUGCUACCACGGAGGACUCGCCCAAGUGUGGGUGAGGCGGUAGGGUAUGCAUCCGGCAUUAUAUAUAUAGGUACCUAUGUAUAUCCCAGGUACUGAAUUAGCUACAAGCCGUAGUAGUUACAAGGCUCGAUAAUGCGAAGUUAACGACUGCGAAUAACGGACUAGGAGCUUCAAUCGUUGAAUAUCUCAUAUAAUCGCUCCAAUUAAGUAGGCAGCGCUCAAGCUAGCCUAAGAACUGCUUCUAUCUAGUUGUGGCUGUUGAAUAUAUCUAGAUAUUCAGCUUGUCCAUUACCCACGAACAUACCUCAGGUAAGUUUUAGGACCCACUAGUUAGCCCCUAUUAAAUGGCCUACCCCUGAACCACCAAGACACCUGCAAUAAAGGCGUUGCGUGUAUCAGUAGCACAAGUACUCAAGACAAAUAUCCUUCGCCUUUAUGUACGUUAUUAGUAGCUUGAAUAUAAUAUACUAGGGAGAUUUAUUCCGAUGUAGCGGACAAAGAACUUGUGAUAUCCGAUAUUAUCUUGGGUGUCUGACCUACUUUACC
This is a messenger RNA of Daldinia vernicosa, 2995 nucleotides long. RefSeq names its product subunit 17 of mediator complex-domain-containing protein. The annotation marks the transcript as partial. Lineage: Eukaryota; Fungi; Ascomycota; Sordariomycetes; Xylariales; Hypoxylaceae. Gene Ontology annotation, biological process: regulation of transcription by RNA polymerase II. Gene Ontology annotation, cellular component: mediator complex; core mediator complex. The transcript is spliced from 2 exons. Gene Ontology annotation, molecular function: transcription coregulator activity. The record is from RefSeq and is a predicted model, not a curated record.